UUUUUAUGAGGUUUAUUGAAGAUUAAAAUAUAAAGAAAAUACAAGUAAGAAAGGCACGUGUCUAGGCACAGAGAGCCUAUUCAUGACCACUCAUAUCUUGCCUGCUAGGUAGAGAGCCGUGUCUGCUCCCAAGUGGAAGUAGGAUAAGAAACCAAAAGGCCAAGCCUUUUUACAACCAAGUUAAAUACCCCAUCUCGCUCUAGGCCCAGGUGAGGUUACAAGGAGAUUACAAAGCAUUCUGGGGAAGUAGAGCAAGGACUUCUGGGGACUGAAGUCCUGGAUUCAAGUAUCCAUUUUUACAGCUGCCAGGUUGAUGGGAGCCAUCAGACCACAAUGCCUUGACAGAGUCACCUGUGGUAGUUGUGGAGACCACAGAGUGAUCCUUGGGGAGAUGUGAUUGCCCACCCAAUACCCCUUUAUAUGACCUCUUUCAUCAAUGCCCCUUACCUAUGAAUUGACAUGAUCAUUAUUCCCCCUAGUCUCAAAAGAAAUAAUGCAAGAGUAAAACACAUGUACCCUUAUUCCCCAAAACAUCACCAAAAAGAUCAGACCCUUAAGCCCAAUCCCAAAAAGACUAUCAUGGAUUAACUUUUAUUUAGGUACAUAAUUCCCAGUAAAACCGGAGCUACAGGCCAAACCCAAAAAACUUUCCCACUCACAGAAACCUAUUCUCAUGAAGCCGGCACACAAAUCAAUCAUAGAGGACCAUGCGAUAAAUACAAGUACAUCAAGCUUCAAUAUGCCUCAGUGACUCGAUUACACAAACCAGUAACUCAGGAACUCCCUAGUAAAAACCCUGAGAAAUGAUCAGUCUAAAUUUGAAUUGUGUUCUCAGUACCCCUCAACCUCAAUGAUAUGAUUGUUGAAUUGGCUUUUAAGAAUUGUUGAUUAAUUAUUCCAUUUUAUUAAAAGCAAUAAGUAAUUUUCCUUGAUUGUUGCAAGCUCAAAACUUCACACAAGGCAAUGAGAAAAUUAAGCCACCUGUGACAAAAUCAUUUAUCUUGUGUGCAACCUUUACUGUCUUUAAUCACAAUACAAGAAUAUAGAAUGUUAAUCACGUUAUUUGUUAAAAGUUAAUGUAUCACUUUUCUAAUUAUCUCUCUUUGAACAUGUGUGUUAGGUAAUGUGUCUGCAUGCCAAGAAAAUGGGUAUAAAAAUAAAUCCCAGGCCUGGGAAUGGGGGAGCAACUGUCAGAUGCAAAGCAGUCCCAUGGCCAAAAUGAUUAAGCCGUCUUCCCUUAGUUAUUUAUUUUGACUGAUCAUUCACCACUUGUCGGGAACCCUGGAGUCUCGAGUGAAGCUGGACCCCACCCAUGUCAGCAGGUCCUGGCCAGAUUGGGGCAUACAAAUUCCAAUGCAACAGGACAUUCAUGCGAAGAACCCUAGUGCCUAUGCGCUGUCUCCAGGUGAGUCCAGAAGCUUCAUCCCCCUUCAGGAGGGCUCGCUCUGUGCCAGGUCCUGGGCUAUAAACUAAGGGGGACAUCCAGGGCUGCGGCAGACAUCCCCUGCCCUCAGGGAGCUCCCCAGGUGCCGGUCCCGGUUAAUAUAGUAAAACUGUCCCCACGUCUGCGGUUUUGAGGAGCUCUCAGACUCCCUUCCUGUUCCAUGACAGCUUCGGGGGCUUCCUCUAACUUCAGGGAAGCCACUGUUCCGCUCGAGUCCCACUGCGGGGCUCUGCAAGGCCACUUAGAGCUUUCUCCUCUCCAGGAUGGGGAGUGGUUGCAAGGCUGGCCCGCGCAUGCGCCCCUCGGUGAGGAAGGCCCGCAGCCACAAGGCCCGGGACAUCCCCUCAGCUUGCCUUCCUCGUCCUACAGGCGCUCCCCACGCGCUUGAUCCCCGCACCAAGGCCGGCGGAACCUCCCUCCAUCCCCGGAAGUCGCCGUCUCCUCUUCCCAGGCUCGCGAGCUCUCCCGUUACUAAACUUCUGCUACCUGGCUGGGAACUUCCCGCGGCGGAAACGCGCCCUUCUCCGGGCCUUCAUUGGUGCCCGAGACCGAGGCUGCCCAAAGCCCCGCCCCCCUGGGGAGCUCCUUCCGCGCACGAGGACCGAAUCGCCCAGUCCGCCUCCAUUUCUCAGCCACCCGCGCGUGGGGAGAAUCUCCCUGAGGCCCCCACACUGUCUUAGGACCCAGAAGAGCCUGGAACUCCGCACGCCUGAGGCCCCGGGACGCUUUUCUUUCCUCCCGGAAGCCCCGAGACUGCAGCGAAGUGAAGGUCGUACCAGUUCCUCCUCCUCCUCCUCCUCCUCUCCCAGAGCUCUUCCCGCCUCGCUCCUUAACCUGCUGUAGAACUUCCUCCGCCCCGCGCCUGCAGCCUCGAGUCAAGGCUGGGAAAAGAUGGAGGAGCUUCACCUGAUGGACUCACUGGGGCUACUUUGCUGCUUCUACAGAGAGCCUGGAGUCUCAUGGAUGGCCUUUGAGAGGGAUAGACUCCCAGCCCAGGUGGUGACGUUCAAGGAUGUAGCUGUGGAGUUCACAAGGGAGGAGUGGUGCCUCUUGUCCCCUCCCCAGAAGGAGCUGUACAAGGAAGUGAUGCUGGAGAAUUCCCAGAACCUGCUUUCUAUGGGAGAGAUCAUACCUGAAAUGAAGGUGAAUCCAACAGAGAUGAUCCCUCCUGUGGAAGAAAUGGACAUACAAAGAUUCAUGAGUGUUGGUCCCAAUAUCUUUGCUUCCAGAGAAUUCUGUGUUGGUUCUCAAAAUUCAUCCUGUAUUGAACAUCAAAGAAUGCACACUGAAGAACAAUCUAGUGAACGUCAUCAGUGUGGAAAGAAUUUUAUGCACCGGGCCAGUCUUGUUCGACAUCACAGUAUUCACACUGGGGAGAAACAUUAUGAAUGCAAGCUAUGUGGAAAGGCGUUCAGUGGUAGCUCCUAUCUUGUUAGACAUCAGAGAAGGCAUACUGUGGAGAAACCUUAUGAAUGUAAGCAGUGUGGAAAGACAUUCAGUCAGAGGUCCAGUCUUGCUGUACAUCAGAGAAGGCACACUGGAGAGAAACCUUAUGAAUGUAAGCAGUGUGGAAAAACGUUUAAUCAGACCUCCAAUCUUGCUUUACAUCAGAGAAGGCACACUGGGGAGAAACCUUAUGAAUGUAAGCAGUGUGGAAAGACAUUCAGUCAUGGCCACAGUCUUGCUGAACAUCAGAGAAGUCACACUGGAGAGAAACCUUAUGAAUGUAAGCAGUGUGGAAAGACAUUCAGUCAGAGGUCCAGUUUUGCUUACCAUCAGAGAAUCCACACUGGGGAGAAACCUUAUGAAUGUAAGCAGUGUGGAAAGACAUUCAUCAAGAGCUCCAGUCUUGUUGAUCAUCAGAGAAGGCACACUGGGGAGAAACCUUAUGAAUGUAAGCAGUGUGGAAAAGCAUUCAUUCAGAAAUCUUUGCUUGCUUACCAUCAGAGAAGUCACACUGGGGAGAAACCUUAUGAAUGUAAGCAGUGUGGAAAGGCAUUCAGUCAUGGCCACAGUCUUGCUUACCAUCAGAGAACGCACACUGGGGAGAAACCUUACAAAUGUAAGCAGUGUGGAAAGGCAUUCAGUCAGAGGUCUGGUCUUGUUUACCAUCAGAGAAAUCACACUGGGGAGAAACCUUAUGAAUGUAAGCAGUGUGGAAAGGCAUUCAGUCAGAGCUCCAGUCUUGUUGAUCAUCAGAGAAGGCACACUGGGGAGAAACCUUAUGAGUGUAAGCAGUGUGGAAAGGCAUUCAGUCAGAGGUCCAAUCUUGCUUACCAUCAGAGAAAUCACACUGGGGAGAAACCUUAUGAAUGUAAGCAGUGUGGAAGGGCAUUCAGUCAGAGCUCCAGUCUUUCUGAUCAUCAGAGAAGGCACACUGGGGAGAAACCUUACGAAUGUAAGUAUUGUGGAAAAACAUUCAUUAUGCGCUCCUGUCUUGUUAGACAUCAGAGAAUCCACACUGGGGAGAGACCUUAUGAAUGUAAGCAAUGUGGAAAGUCAUUCAGUCAGAGCUCCAGUCUUGCUAACCAUCAGAGAAAUCACACUGGGGAGCGACCUUACAAAUGCAAGCAAUGCGAAAAGUCAUUCAGUCGUAGCUCCAAUUUUUCUCGACACCAGAUUAUUCACACUAGGGUGAAACUAUGAAUGUAAGAAAUGUGGAAAGAUGUUCACAUUGAAGCUCCAUUCUUGCUAUUGUGUGGAGAUACCCCUUUCUCCCUUUUUGGGGCAGCAGUAAUUAAAAGGUAACAAAUGAAGUCAAUUUCAAAUAUGAAAUAAAAUUAUUGGCUUUCCAAAGUCAG
Messenger RNA from Monodelphis domestica (gray short-tailed opossum), 4245 nucleotides. RefSeq lists its product as uncharacterized. Lineage: Eukaryota; Metazoa; Chordata; Mammalia; Didelphimorphia; Didelphidae. Gene Ontology annotation, molecular function: DNA-binding transcription factor activity, RNA polymerase II-specific; RNA polymerase II cis-regulatory region sequence-specific DNA binding. The record is from RefSeq and is a predicted model, not a curated record. Gene Ontology annotation, cellular component: PcG protein complex; transcription regulator complex; chromatin. Gene Ontology annotation, biological process: regulation of transcription by RNA polymerase II.